Molecule: messenger RNA, 1461 nt
Organism: Neltuma alba
Lineage: Eukaryota; Viridiplantae; Streptophyta; Magnoliopsida; Fabales; Fabaceae
Product: ankyrin repeat-containing protein NPR4-like
Exons: 2
Coding region: 1-1461 (486 amino acids)
Cellular component (GO): plasma membrane
Molecular function (GO): protein binding
Source: RefSeq, a predicted model, not a curated record
AUGAGAGCUUCUGAUCAACAAGGAAUAAGUCGUGACCAAAUGAUGAGCAUUCUUUUUAAAGCAUCAACAAAUGGAGAUUUGUUGACUUUGCGUUCUGUGAUUAAACAAGACUCACAAAUCCUAAACAGAAUUUCACUCACAGACCUCCAUGAAACUCCAUUACACAUAUCAUCUUCUUGUGGUCAUCUUGACUUCACCAAGGAACUCCUCAGUCUCAAGCCCACCCUAGUCACUCAGUUGGACUACUCCAAUAGGACAGCCCUCCAUGUGGCUUCUGCUGAGGGCCACAUCGACAUUGUGAAGGAACUUCUCAAAAUAAACAAAGAUCCAUGCUUGUUUCGUGAUGAAAAAGGAAGAAUACCGUUGUACUAUGCAGUUAUGAGGGGGAGAUUAGAGGUUGUGAGAGAAUUGAUCAGAGCCAAGUCAGAGUCUCUAAGUGUUCGUGUCAAAGGGGAGACUAUUUUUCACGUAUGUGUUAAGUACAACAAUCUUGAAACUUUGAAGGCCUUAAUAGAAGCAGAGCUUGACAUUACUGAUGAUCGGCAUCUCAACUUUACUAGUGUCGAUGGCACCCUCAACACCAUUCUUCAUUUAGCUGUCAUGUUAAAGCAAGUUGAGACGACAAGUUACCUCCUCUCAGUAUCUGAAAUAAGGCAAGUAGUCGGGUUGAAGAACAAGUUGGGUUUAACAGCCUAUGAUAUACUGGAGCAUGUUCCGAAAGAAUUGGAGAUAUAUGAAAUACGAGAUAUGUUGAAAGCAACGGAUCAUCCAAUAUCAUCACCAACCACCGAAAUCAGAGGUAUUGAAGAGAGCCAUGUUGUGGAAGGUCUUCCUCAGCCCGCGACACAAAAAACUACUCAGCCCAAGGGUUGGAGAAACAUUUUAGGUUUUAUGACACGUAUGUUAAAUCAUAACAACCCUAAUUGGUUGGACGAGAUGAGAGGAAAUUUGAGUCUAGUGGCCACAGUGAUCUCAACUAUAACCUUUCAAGCGUUAAUUAACCCUCCUGGUGGCUUUGUUCAACAGAGUAUAUUGAAAGAGGAUCCCUUCAAAUGCAUAGACAACGAUGAGGGGGAAAGUAUAUGCCCUGGCGACGCAAUAUCAGCUGUUACAUACUCAGAUUUAUUUCAUCCUUACCUGAAGUACAAUACCAUCUGUUUUAUUGGAUCUCUAUGUGUCAUCCUCUUAGUUGUUAGUGGGGUUCCUUUGAAGCAUAGAGUUGUGGUAUGGGUGUUAUCUAUUGCCAUGUGCAUUACUCUCACGUUCUUAUCGCUUACUUAUCUUCAAGGACUCUACCUGGUGACUCCAGAUGGUGAACUUUUUAAAUCAGCGAACAAACUGUUUAGAGCAUCUCUUUACUGUUGGAUUGGGUUUCUCUCGUUUGUCGCUUUGUUCUUCACCUUGUGUUUUGUGUUUGGGCCUGUGAAAAGGGCAAAGAAUAAGCUCAAUCGUCAGAUAUAA